Periconia digitata is the source of this 4229-nucleotide messenger RNA. The record is from the annotation of a GenBank genome assembly. NCBI's taxonomy places the organism in Eukaryota, Fungi, Ascomycota, Dothideomycetes, Pleosporales, Periconiaceae.
CUUUCGCACGUAAAUUUCCAAAAUCUUCCUCCAAAAUCCCAAUUCCAAAAUCUUUCCUGCAGUCUUUCCCAAAAUCCUCCCCAAAACCGUUCCCAAACUCCGCUCGCUUAUGCCUCGCAGAUGCCGAUCAGGUGUCGCUGCCCCACCGCAAUGCGAGUGCGAUCCAGCCAUGCAGUUCAUGAUGACCGCCAAUAGAUUGGACUGCAGAUCAGCUCGUACCCGUCUUGACCGGUCGCUUUGAGGCGUUGUGGCAACCUAUGGUUGGUCUACGCGUAUCAAGAUUUUGGAAAGGUUGAAACGAUUUUGGGAAGGCUGAAAGGAUUUUGGGCCAUGUCCCGCAGUCGAGCUUUGCUCGCUUGCCAUGGUUAUCAGCGCGAACCCCAAUCCCACCGUAACUGGGGCUGAAUAGUAACAAACUCGUCUCUACUUUUCUCAAUUCAGAGCAUUUGCUUAAGUGAUUUGAAUCAAUUGUGAUUUCUGAUUUCCAGUCCAACACUAGUUACGGCGGCCCAGCAAUUUUAUCAAACAUCCACUGUUGGCAGCUAUGGACGCACGACAAAGAUCCAGAAUUAUUACCUCUGAGACUUGGGAAGCCAAGAAGGACAUUAUUAGGCGGCUGUACAUUGACGAGGGAAAGACUCUCAGGGGCAAAGAUGGGAUCAUCGAUAUCAUGAAACGAGAGCACGGUCUCACAGCCAGCAAAGCGCAGUACGAGGCGAAGCUCAGACACUGGGGCUUUCGUAAAAAUGCCACUAAGCAAGAGUGGAUAGCUCUUUUUCGUAACCUGAACAGCACUAGAGUCGCUGAACAAGAGUUGACAGUGUAUCUUUAUGGUGGGAAGAUUUCCCAUAAAAAGCUGGACAAACAAAGAAGCACGUACGCGGGUAAUGCCGUGAAUGAUAUGAAUUCAUUAGACAACAUCCCGAUCCCCCCCUGUUUCCGGAUCGAGGUGAAAUCAACAGACGUCUUGGAAAUAUCAAAUCCUUCUACAAUCACUGGGGAAUUCUUGGAGCGCAUCACAACAUCACCCGCACUCACAGAAAGCAUACAUGAUCCUGUUGAAGUCGAGGAGAUUUUUCGACAUCCAGAGUUUAAUUACACGCCCUUUGAAUACCCUUUUCCAUCUACUUCUGGCGGAUAUGCUCCGAAUUCGACAUGGUCACCGAACCGCACUCCGUCUCCAUGGCAGGCUCUUUUCAGUGGAUUUCCCCACGACUCGUGGUCGUCCUACCCAUCUCCAAUCCCGACUGUGGCAACGCAAUUUGUAUCCCCUGUGGAUUUUGCAUCAAAUCUAUCUCAAUCUUCGCCAACUCUCACUUCCAUCGUUUCGGCGUUAAAUAAGUUCCACCUGAGCUUACCAGCAAACAUAAAACAAAUCUCUGACGCUGUUGAGGCCCCACUUCGUAUUCUACUCCCAUCGGGAGCUAGGGAUCUUAUGUUGGGACAGACCCAGAGUGUUAGAGCUUUGUACUUUAUGGUACACGCGUUCGCCAAUAAUCUCGUUAAUUGGAAAGCUCUAGUGGACGACUCUGAUGAUCCUGCCAGCGAACUGUGCAAACUUGUUAUCCGCCACUUCAGCAUUUGGAACGAACAACGUUUUUGCUCCUUCUUGAGAUCUUUCCCAAAUAAUAUCGGGGCAGCCUUAGAAGAGGGUAUCUUUCGUGCUUCUGUGAUCCUCGGGGCGCACGAGACGAUGAGAGUAUUACUCAGUCGAGGAUUAGAUCCAGCGCAUAUUUGGGUCCCUUCACGUCAAAGCCUACCACCAGGACUACCUGUUGGCUGUUUAGCAUACGCAAUUCAGAGUAGCAACUCUGACGCCAUCACUACUCUGUUACGUCACGGGGAUAGAAAACUGCAUUAUGAUCUGUGGUCGAAUGAUGUGAUAUCUGAAAUCAGACCUGAUAUCAUCAGAUUACUCAUUGCUGAAAAUCUGAUACCAUGUGAGCCGUCCUUGCGACAACAUAUCCUCGAAUCCCAUCAUUUAGAUAUGAUAAGAGUAAUUGAUCCCAGACCCGGUGUCAGAUUCCCUGAAGCUGGUUUUUUCCAAGACUAUGUAUCAGUCGAGGACACCCCACGCGUGAAUUCCAUGUUGGAUUCCAUGCCUCAAUCAUGGUUUGAGAAGCAGAGACAUGACACGUCGUUCCUGGAAACAUGUUUGAGCAUUUCUAUCCGCCGCCAUAAUGAUACAACAGUUCGAAAGUUUCUCGAGUUGGGCGCGCGGUCAUCUCCCCAUCUUUUCCGUCAGUCCGUCCAUGCGAGCAGCCAUCAUGCUAUUGAGGUAUUUUUGGAUCAAAAGGAAUCUCUUUUUUUCAAUGACGUCUUGGGAAACCCUGAAGCGUAUUUUUCAGAAGUGUCGGGGCUCCUUGUUGGUCUUGAAUGCGAACAAACAAGCUCGAUUUUCCGCAGACGGGGGCUUUACGAGGAGGUCGUGAACCACCACGCGGUUCUUCUUGCAAAAAUUUCACAGGCACUAAGAAUCGGCGACAGCGUUUGGAUGGAUGAGUUAAUGGAAACAUGCAAAAGGCGAUAUGAUAUCUCACAGCUAGCCGUUAACGAAAUGUUUCGCAUCGACCUUGGAGAUUUCUAUCUCUAUAUGGGCAACCGAAACAAUGCUCUCAAGAGUCUUGUACGCUCUCAGAUCAUCUAUAGCCAUUCUUUGUUGUCUGCUACUCUUCUACUGAAGGAGUAUGAGCUAGCGAACAGUCUCCUGAAUAUUUCAUACGAUCUGGAACGUAGCCAUGAUGUACUUCACAUUGCUGUCAUAUCCGGUAAUCUGGCUAUGGUACGGCGCCUCAUACAUGCGGGGGCUCCAUUGAGUACGUCAUGGGCUCCUGUUCCCGAGAUCGUUGACUGGAAACAGCGGUACAAUCUGUUUGGAGUUUGCCCGCUUCUCACCACUGCGAUUUACAGUCGAAAUCAAUUCAUGACCGAUUUUCUGCUGGACAUGGGAGUUUCAUUAGGCCAAAAGGAGCAGCCACACGCUGAACCGACUUAUUAUGUCUCUCCGUUGAGAGCUUCGAUCCACAUUGGGGAUCAUGGGCUGAUUGCCAAGUUAUUGAGUCGAGGCGCUCAAAUUCACAUUCAGAGGAACCCUCAUCGAGGACCGAAAAGUAUCAGUUCAGAGCUAUCCAUCCUUCGGAAUCAAAAUUUGAUUCAACUGUUAAUCAAAGCGGCGAGAACGAUGAACGCAGACUCAGGAAAGAGAUUGGAGAUCGAUAUCAUUCGCUCCGCGAUAGAAACUGAAGACGCCACUGUUUUAUACAUUGUCCUUGCUUGCAUGGAUGAUGGGGUGGAAUCUCAAAGUCCCUGUACACUCGAGAGGUAUUCAUUCAUCGAAGUCAGGGAAGAGGUUCUUAGCAUGGGUCUAAGCCUUGCGGUUCGAGAAGACAGUAAAGAAAGUUUGAGAAUGACGCAAGCGUUGCUAGUUUAUGGAGCGAACCCUAACUAUAUUUACAAUCUAGAGACGUAUUCAUCAUUCCUGCAACCUGGACGCACGACCAUUUUGGCAUCAGCUGCGUCGCUGGGCAAUCUUAUGAAAGUUCAAAUAUUGGUCGAAGGCGGAGGGGACAUCCAUGCUCAAGCAAAAUGGGGAUGUUCAAGAACUGCUCUCCAAACUGCCGCAGAAAUUGGAGCAAUUCAUGUGGUGGAAUAUCUGCUCAAAGAGGGUGCGAGAACUGAUGAAGCACCUGCACAUCAUCUUGGACGUACAGCCUUACAACUUGCCGCCGCGGGGGGUUAUAUCGCAAUUGUAGCGCUACUAAUCGACCAUGGCGCCUCGGUCAACGAAUCACCUUGCCGCAUAGAGGGACGUACAGCCUUUGAGGCGGCUGCGGAGAAUGGGCGGAUUGACACAUUAUAUUUUCUGGCGGAGAAUGGGCUGGACUUGAUAAGCGAUGGAAGUGCACAGCGCGAGAACGCAAUUUGGUUAGCAAAAAACAGCGGGCACGCUGCUGUCGAAGAAGUUGUCGAAACAUUGUAUAUCCAAGCAUGUCAACAGGCAGGGGCUUCAAGGAUGACGGUGUUGGAUGCGGAUGAACCUUUCAUUUAGGAUACUGAGGGCGGUUGUAGAGUUUCCCAGACGCUUGGAUAUUUAAAGGUCAUGCUUUCACGGAUUCAACAUUUUCUUCAAUGAUCAAUCCCUGACACCGUAUUUGCCGAUACAACGCUAUGCAUGUUUGACAGCAACACUCAGCAGCGAUGAAGAUAUUUUUAGCAGAUACUGCGAUUAU